Molecule: messenger RNA, 5090 nt
Organism: Maniola jurtina (meadow brown)
Lineage: Eukaryota; Metazoa; Arthropoda; Insecta; Lepidoptera; Nymphalidae
Gene: svr
Product: carboxypeptidase D-like
Exons: 23
Coding region: 215-4414 (1399 amino acids)
Biological process (GO): proteolysis
Molecular function (GO): zinc ion binding; metallocarboxypeptidase activity
Source: RefSeq, a predicted model, not a curated record
CAAGUUUCAACUUUCAUUUCCUACGUCAGCUGUUGCCUGUUUGGGUGUGAAUGUGAAUUAUUACUUUGUGUUCUUAUUUCUUGAACUUCAAUUUGUAAUUACCAAUGCUUAUCAUUCCUGAAUAAUGCGUGUAUUGCGAAUCAAGUGAUUUGUUUACUUACAAAACUUGUUCCUAUAGAAGAAAAGUGCUUUCGAAUGGACGGUCGUCGUGAACAUGAUUUCCUUGCACAAGUUUUUGUUUGUGAUAUUUACUUUAUUAAUUAAUGAAUGCGUGCCACGGUCUAUCGAAGACGAUGAGUCCUUUAUACAGAAUCCGAAAUAUACGAAAUAUGAGGAUCUGGUGACUUUAUUUGAUAAGUUACAGACAUCGUACCCGGAACUUGCAAAAGUUUAUUCGAUCGGGAAAUCCGUAGAAGGACGGCAGCUGCUCGUGAUACAGAUCAGUGAAGGUGUAAAGAAUGUGAACCCAGACCGGCCGUCCUUCAAAUAUGUGGCCAACAUGCACGGAGAUGAAUCAGUUGGUCGUGAGUUGAUGAUAUAUUUGGCCCAAUAUUUGCUACUGAACUACGGGAAAGACGAUAGGGUCACAAAACUCGUCAAUACUACUGAUAUUCAUUUAAUGCCGUCUUUGAACCCUGAUGGAUUUGAAGCUAGUAAAGAAGGUUCGUGCGAGUCCCUCAGCGGGUAUGUAGGCAGGAAUAACGCAAACAAGAAAGACCUGAACAGAGAUUUUCCAGACCAGUUCGACAAAAACAAGUCUAAUGACGACGAGUACUUGUUCGGAGGCAGACAGCCGGAGACCGUGGCGCUGAUACGAUGGGUUCUGUCCAAGCAGUUCACUCUGUCUGGAAACCUGCACGGUGGAGCGAUUGUUGCGAGUUACCCUUAUGAUGACAACAGUGGCAAGGAGGAUUGCUGCAUCGAGAGUCAAACGCCUGAUAAUGCCCUGUUCAAACACCUAGCUGAAGUGUACGCGUCCAGACAUGAAGAGAUGCACCGUGGGGAUGUGUGCUUGCCGGAGAAGUUUAAGAACGGAGUCACCAACGGCGCAUUCUGGUACUCUGUGCAAGGUGGCAUGCAAGACUUCAACUACCUCCACUCGAACAGCUUUGAGGUUACUUUCGAAUUGUCCUGCUGCAAGUAUCCAGCUGCAGACCAGCUGCCGAAAUUCUGGCAUAGAAACAAAGAUCCUCUUCUGGCGUUCAUUGAGCAGAUUCAUAUUGGAGUUCGAGGCUUUGUGCUGGAUGAGGCUGGAGUGCCUGUCAAAAAUGCUCAAAUCACAGUAGAAGGUAUCAACCACUCAGUGAGGACAACCGAGUAUGGCGCUUACUGGAGGAUGCUUCUACCGGGACAGUACAACGUCACUGCAGUGGCCGCUGGGUACUCGACUCCUCCGCCGGUAACUGUGACGGUAACGUCAGACGUACCCACCAUACUGAACUUCACACUACACCGUCACCCGCGCACCCUGACCGACGGUUUACCAAUCGGGGGCAAAUCAUCAGUACGUAGGAUUGCUCGUCAUGAAAUCGACGGUCUAUCCCCAGAAGACUUCGUCCACCAUGACUAUGUGAAGAUGGAGAGGUUCCUUCAGGACUUGGCGGCGUCUUACCCGGACAUCACCCGGUUAACCAGCAUUGGGAAAUCCGUUGAGGGUCGGGAACUGUAUGUUUUGGAAAUUACGGAGAAUCCUGGAAAACAUAUACCUGGCAAACCCGAAUUCAAGUACAUCGCAAACAUGCAUGGCGACGAAGUGGUGGGUAGAGAGUUACUGCUGUUGCUAGCUAAGUACCUCUGCCAGGAGUACAAGAGCGGAGACCUCAGAGUCCAGAGCAUCCUCAACAGCACCAGAGUUCAUCUGAUGCCGAGUAUGAACCCUGAUGGAUACGAAAAGGCGAAAAUAAGUGACUACGAUAGCUACAAAGGCAGAUCAAAUGCUCACAAAAUCGACUUGAAUAGGAACUUUCCGGAUCAAUAUGAAUCCACGAAGGAUAAUAAAGUACCAGAACCGGAAACUGAAGCAGUCAUGAACUGGUCUCUCUCCAUACCGUUCGUACUGUCCGCCAACUUGCACGGGGGAGCGCUCGUGGCCAACUACCCUUAUGAUAACAACCCUAUCAUGAAGAGUGGCGUCGAGAACCCCUCGCCUGACAACUCGGUGUUCGUGCAUCUCGCUCAUGUGUACUCUGAUGCUCACCAUAAAAUGCAUCUUGGGCGCCCAUGCAAGGGCAACGAUAGAAUGGAUGACAGCUUUCCUGGAGGCAUCACCAAUGGUGCUAAAUGGUACGUGUUAGCGGGUGGCAUGCAAGACUGGAACUAUCUUCACUCCAACGAUAUGGAACUAACGCUGGAGCUCGGCUGCUACAAAUUCCCUCCCGCGAACGACCUGCCCACUUACUGGGAGGACAAUAGAGAGGCCUUGCUGCAGUUUAUUGAGGAGGUCCACAAAGGCGUCAACGGAUUCGUCCACAGUCACAUCGGCCAUGGACUAGCAAAUGCGACCAUAUUCGUAUCUGGCAUUCAUCACACUGUAAAAUCUGCUAAAGACGGCGACUACUGGCGUUUACUCACUCCUGGCACUUACAACAUCACUGCCAGCAAACCCAAUUACGAGAGUGUAACGGAGCAAGUAACCGUACCAGUGAACGGUUCAGUGAGCCUCAACUUCACUCUGAUGCCCGACGACCCACAGCACUGGUCUUCAGCAUACGACUUCCGCGUGCUGGACAAUAUAAUGAGAACCAAGUAUCACUCGCCGCUGGACAUGUACGCGGAACUGGCCGAGCUGGAGAACAAGUAUCCCGAGAUCGCGGAGUUCCGAGCCGGGGACAGCAUGAAGACUGCCACGCUGCAUGAGCUCAAACUUACCGAAGACAGCGGCGCACCAGAAGAAACCAAGUUCCAUAUUGCCCUGGUAAGCAACCUCUACGGAUCGCAACCUUUGGGCCAAGAGAUACUCCUGAACUUCGCCCGUCACAUCUCUACUGCAUACAAAAUUGGUGAACCCAGGCAUAAGAGGCUGCUGCAAAACGCUGUCUUACAUUUCAUACCCAACCUGGACCCGCUUUUUGGAAAAAUGCUGAAAGAAUAUGACCACUCAGAAAAAUGCGAUUUCGAAGCUUUAGAAGAAGAAUUCGGCGACAGCCUUUACAGUUAUUUAACCAAAAAGGAUCAAAACCCACUAUCAAACUAUACCAGGGAAAAAGCAUUCGUAGGAUUAUUAGAGUCUGAAAAGUUCGACUUGGUCAUAGAGUUGGCUUCUGGAACUGAGGAUGUGACUAUCCCAAACUUUUCAAAAGAUAUCUAUGAAAAAAUCGCUCUGAAAUAUCAGGACAACAGAAUUCCAAGCAGUCAGUACAAAUGUAAAGAAACUAAUAAUGUGGGGCAUGAGAACUUGUUGGAUUUGGUGUUUGAACGGUUUAAUGUCCCGAUCAUUUCUCUUGGACUGAGUUGUUGCAAGAUGCCGUUAGAAACUGACAUCGCUUGGGUUUGGAGGUAUAAUCUGCGCGGGAUUAUGAAGAUCAUUGAGCAGGCUACUACUGGUGUGGUAGGCUACGUGACCAACGAACAAGGGGGUCCGAUGCGCAGUGCGGUAGUAGCAAUCGCAGGCUCGGCGCGUCAGUACCGCGUGUCACCUAACUUGGCGCACUACCGCGCCUUGCUACCUCCCGGCGACUACCGCGUCAUCGUGCGCUGCCACGGAUACCGCGACCAGAUGCUCAGUUGGCGCGUGGUGGAAAACGUCAUAAAGCAAAAGAACGUAACUUUACGUCGACUCAACGCUGAACAAAUACCACACGCGCAGUUCGACAAGCUAGCAGUGCAAGUAGACCCUGAUAGCAUCUAUAUUGAAGGUUUAACGUUAGACCACGACAGCAAUCCAUUAAAAGACGUGAAAGUCAAAGUGUAUCCACAGCACAGCACUAAAAUGUUAUCCAGCAAUGUGAGCGAUAUGUUCGGCCGGUUCGUAGUCACCUUGCCGGUCAGUUAUACGGGCAAGAAUGUGAUGGUUUCUGCCACUAACGACGGGUUUAUUGCGAGAAACCGGCUUAUUACGCUAAACCCAAGUGGGAGUGAGACACCUAACGUGCUGUUGAAGUUAGAGGAGGACGACUAUAUUUUGGGGAUGCCCCGUCUCGUUUUUGUUAUGUUAGCAGGAGUAGUAGGUGUGGCUCUAGUGGCCCUCGGAGGCUGGUGCUUCAGCUGCAGGCAGAAGACGAAGGACGCGCGGAGGGAAUACCUCUUCACACAGAUACCCUCCGACGACAAGCGCCCGCUCUGUGAGGACGCCGCCUUUGAUAUAGUCCGAAAGCCUUACUACGAUGAGGAAGAACUGCCUCCCACAGAAACAGAUUCUGAAGAAGACAUCGUACUUCUGAGCUCGGAGAAGAACUGGAAACAUGAAGAAGAAUAACAUUGGUUUUUACACAUUUUGAGGAGCUAGCGAACAAAAGUGUAUUCGUCCCAGUGAAUCAUAUAAUAAACCUAUUAUAAUGAUGCCUUCAAAUGAAGAGCGAAUCUUCUUGACAGAUUGGUGAUCUUAUACUCUUCCAUCUUUAUAUUUCAGUCAUCAUACAAAUAAUGUGCACUUUUCCCCAUGAGCUCCUCAUUAAACUAUCUAACUUAAAAACUUAAACUAACAAAGUACGUGGAGUUUACGUAUUUUGGAAGACCCUCUAUUUAAUGAGGAAUAAAUUAUUUUUGACAUAGGCAAAUAAUGUAUUGCAUCUAUAAAUUGCCAAGAAACUAGCCCGUUUAUGCGUGAUGAAACUAGUAGGUAUAAAAUCAUUGUUCUAUCAUCAUUUAUCACAUUAGUUGUACUAAACAUAGGUAUUGCAAUGAUACUCGUUAGGCUGGUCGCCCAUUGGCCUACCGCCUGAGCGAUCACUUCUUUUCAGCUCUAAAUAUCUGAGUUUAACACUAGAAACACGGCAAAAUCUCCCUACCUGAAAGAUAGUUGCCGGUCAAAUGACCGCACUCAUCCAUACUUAAUAUUAUUAAUGCGAAAGUGUGUCUGUCUGUCUGCUACCUUUUCACGGCCAAACAGUUUAACCGAUUCUGGCGAAAUCCGGUAUAGAGUUAGCUUAUAG